AUGGAAAUCGAAACGUUAAUUCUAAACGGCGAUGGUGAAACGAAAGAAACUAUUGAAAAAAGAAAACACGAAAAUAAAUUUCAAUGGAAUAUACUUCAUACAAGUGUUGAUCAUAGAGAAAUUAUUCUAAAAGCUAUUUUUAGUACAGAUUUUAUUCCUGAUGAUGAUCAAAAAUCUUUUCAAAUAGAAAAUCUUGAUGAAAUAACAAAUGAAUUAAAUGAAAUGUUAAAUAAAACAAAAAUUGUUGUUAUUCAAGGUAUAUUUCAUAAUUAUUUUACACUAAAAAAAUCUCUCGAACUGAAAUGUUUAAAUCAUUUAUAUGGAAAAAUUCUUCAAUUAAAUAUUCUGAUCUCAUCAUCAUCUUCUGAUCAAUGGAAUAUAGAUGAAUUAAAAAAUGAAUUUCAUCGAAUGUUAAUAUUUCCUUUAAUAAUUCAAUUUUCGAAUAAACAAUAUCAAACAAUACCUAUGAAAAUAUGUUCUUUAACCGAAAUAUCUGAAGAUAAUUCAAUUUCAAUUCGAUUAAAAAAAGAUUCUUUUCAAUCAACAAUAAGAACGAAAAGAAAAAAAUUUUCUUUAGAUAAAAUAUUAAAACGAUCUGUUUGCUUAAUGAAUCCAGGAAAAAUAUCUCUUGUUUUAAUGGCUGGAGAAAAAGGUACAGAAAUUCGAGAUUAUAAAAAUAAUCAAAUUAAUUUAUUAAAUCAAAAUCAUUUAUCUGUUACUAUUUAUGAACAUACAGUUUAUUUAAUACGUAUUGAAUUAGAUUGCUCUUGGCAAUUAAAUUCAGAUCUGUUUGAAAAAGGUUGUAAUCUUGCGCAAGAUGUUAAUGUUUAUAUUGAUAUUAAUAAUGAUGGAAUUUUUCAAUCAAAUGAAAGUGGUAUACCUUUUCAUUGGCCAAUUACGAGUUAUAUGGCACAAGGUAUUUAUGAUUUACAAUUAUAUAUUCCUUUUAUUAAUAAUAAACAUUUAACAAAUGGUAAACAUCGAAUGAUGAUUAAUGUUAUGCCAACAGAUAAUUAUCAAGAAAUUUGCCAAGAUAAACAAUAUAAUGAAAGUAGAUUUUACGAUAUUAAUAUUAUUUCAAGAACAACAGAGAUAAGUAAGAUUUUCAUUUUAUCAAAUUAUCAACAAAGAUCAACUAACGAAAUAAUUUUUUUCAUUAAAACAAUAAUUAUCGAAAAAAAGCUUGAUAUCUUUUGAUAAAGAAUUUUCCAAUGGAUCGUUUCAGCGAUGUUUAUAUUGUGAGAGCUUUCGUUUAGCUCGACUAUCUCUUUAACUUGUGACCAGUGGCGGAUCUUGGAAGGGAGGGGCGAUUUCGGCUCAAAACUAUUUUUGAGUCCAAUCGAACUAGUGUGAACCAAUUUUUUGUUCAUUUUUGCUGUAAAAAGUCAAAAAAUAUUUCUGAAGAAGGGGACGACCACCCCCAUCACCCACCCCUAAAUCCGCCACUGCUUCUGACAAUAGAAACGCUUCUAUUGUAAAUAAUGAUAUGAGUAUUACAGUU
Molecule: messenger RNA, 1501 nt
Organism: Adineta steineri
Lineage: Eukaryota; Metazoa; Rotifera; Eurotatoria; Adinetida; Adinetidae
Source: the annotation of a GenBank genome assembly